AUGCGUCUCGGAAUUUGGGCUGCCUUCGCCUUCUUGAGCGUCCCAGCGUUCGCUUCCCAACCAGGUGCAUCCAACCCACUCGAAGCACCACUCCGGGAUCUCCAAUUCGGGCAGCUCAAUUUCCUUCAUACAACUGAUACUCAUGGGUGGCAUGCUGGACAUCUACUCGAACCCUCAUUUAGUGCGGAUUGGGGGGAUUAUGUUGAUUUCGCAGACAGACUGCGCGAGAGGUUGGAAGCGGAAGGGAAGGAUCUGUUGAUCGUUGAUACGGGCGACCGCAUUGAAGGAAAUGGUCUCUAUGAUGCCUCGGAGCCCAAAGGACGUUACACAUUUGACAUCUUCAGUUCGCAGCACAUGGAUAUCAUAUGCUCUGGCAAUCAUGAGCUGUACAAGCAAAACUCCUCUGAAAACGAAUUUCUGAUCACAGCCCCCGCCUAUGCUGACAGUUAUCUUGCUUCAAACCUCGACAUCGUCGAUCCCGAGACUGGGGAGCUUGUACCACUUGCUCCGAGAUUCAAAUCGUUCACCACAAAGAACCAAGGAAUACGUAUCAUUGCAUUCGGUUUUCUCUACAACUUUGAUCGGAACUACAAUAACACUGUAGUACACAGAGUGGAGAAUACUAUCAAAGAGCAAUGGUUCCAGGACGUGAUUCGCCGUCGCGAUGUCGAUCUAUUCGUCGUCACUGGGCACUCCGCCAUCCGCUCCGAAGAGUUCAAAGCAAUAUACACGGCUAUUCGAUCGGUCCAGUGGGACACUCCCAUCCAAUUUUUUGGUGGUCAUUGGCACGUCAGGGAUUAUAAGAAGUUCGACAGUAAAUCCUAUGGACUUGCCAGUGGUCGAUUCAUGGAAACGAUAGGGUUUCAGUCUAUUAGUGGUCUGGCGACCAACGUCAGCUCUGCGAGUUCUAUAUCAUUUUCCAGGAGAUACAUCGACAACAAUCUAUUUUCCUUGUAUCACCAUUCUGGACACAACUCGUCUUCAUUUCAUACCGCUCGAGGUCAACAUAUCUCCAAAUCAAUCCAGGAGGCUCGCAAAGGACUCAAUCUGGACGAGACGUUCGGCUGUUCAGACCGUGACCUCUGGAUGGAUCGAGUCAGAUACCCAAGCAACGAUAGUGUCUUCAGCUGGCUGGACCAACAGGUUUUCCCUGGGGUUGUCAACGACAGCCGUCGUAACGACAAGCCGAGACUGGUACUCACUAACACUGGUGCCAUUCGCUUCGAUGUCUUCAAAGGCGCCUUCACCAAGGACACCACUUAUAUCAUGUGCCCUUUCACCAGUGGGUUCCACUUCCUCAAGGAUGUCCCCUACAAUCGGGCAAAACAUCUCCUCCAGCUUCUCAACAGCGGUGGAGAAAUCUUUGAACAAGUUGACCAGUCUUUGGCCAUGUGGAAAAUGAAGACCCCUCAACAAUUAGGAAGCCAUCUUGAUCGACAUGGUGCCCAGCAAAUGGCCAGUCCGCAGGAGCAUGAACAGGUUGCCCUAUCAAGCCACCGUGACUUGAAUCCCGGCUACACAACUGUCGAUGAUGCCGGCCGGGAUGGUGAUGACACCAUUCACUCCCCUAUCUCGUUCUAUCGACAGCCCAAUUGCAUACAAUCCUUGAUCAACUCCCAGAACAUUGAUCUGGAAGACGCCACUGUGGAUGUGGUGUUCAACGAGUUUAUUCAACCUUGGAUACUCCUAGCUCUCAAGUUUUUGGGCCUGGAUUAUUCCGAAAAUGAUGUGGACAAAUACAUGCCUGAUGAUAACAUGACUACACUUAUUGCAAGAUGGGUUAGUGAGAAUUGGGGGAGCAAAUGUUAA
This is a messenger RNA of Exophiala bonariae, 1809 nucleotides long. RefSeq lists its product as uncharacterized. Gene Ontology annotation, molecular function: hydrolase activity. Gene Ontology annotation, biological process: nucleotide catabolic process. Lineage: Eukaryota; Fungi; Ascomycota; Eurotiomycetes; Chaetothyriales; Herpotrichiellaceae. The transcript has a single exon. Gene Ontology annotation, cellular component: cytosol. The record is from RefSeq and is a predicted model, not a curated record. Bases 1 to 1809 code for a protein of 602 amino acids.